UCGAAACCAUCCUAAUUCUGAGACGUCUGGGUUAGGUAGCUGAAAGGCUGGGUUAGCGAUGUCAUUUGAGCGCCUGUGUUGAUCGGAAAAUGCUGUAACUUCAUCCAUCUCGUAUCAGAGGCCUCCAGAAUAGGCUCACUAAGCUAAGGAUUCUUGAAAGUGUGUCAUAACCGGAGCGGCGUCCAAGUUCGAGAUGACCACUGCUUGCGCCAGCUCCUCAGAAGGGGCCCCAUCAGUUGAAGAUGAGGAAAAUGUUCCGAAGGAUGAAUUUAUCCCAAGAGAGUACCAGGUCGAACUCUUUGAAGCCGCCGUGAAGGAGAACACCAUAGUCUGCCUGGGAACUGGGACUGGCAAAACAUUCAUAGCUGUUAUGCUUAUCAAGGAAUACGAGGCAGCCAUUCGGAUCCCGUUUGAAGAAGGAGGGAAGCGCACUUUCUUUCUGGUGCCAACGGUACCUCUUGUCGUGCAGCAGCAGAAGGCCAUCAAGUGUCAGACAGACCUGCGUGUUGGCGGUUAUGUUGGUGACAUGAAUGUUGACAACUGGAACAAGCAGCGCUGGGAAAAGGAGUUCAUCGAGUCUCAGGUGCUGGUGAUGACCCCCGACGUGUUCAAGGUGAUCAUCCACCACGGCUUUCUGAAGAUGUCGCGGGUGAACCUGCUGAUCCUGGACGAGUGCCACCGUGCGGUGAAGCAGCACACGUAUCGGGAGGUGAUGCGAUGCAUGGACGUGCUCAAGCCCGAGGAAAAGCCGCGCGUGCUGGGCCUCACCGCCUCGGUCAUCAACAGCAAGGCCACUGAGCGGCAGGUGGAGCGCAAGGUGCAUGACCUCGAGAUGGCCCUGCACUCUCGCGUCCUCACCGUCUCCAACCAGCAGAGCAUGGCCCGGUACGGGACCAAACCGAUUGAAGUGCUAGUUGAGCAUCACAUGACGGGCAGCCCGUCAAUCUGUGGCAUUCAAGUUCCGGCAUUGCCCAACUUUCGGCCGACGACUUCACAGGGCCAAGAGUUGGACCGCCGGCUUCGUAGCCUGAUCAAGGUGCUGCAUGACAUGGGGGUCUGGUGUGGACACCUGGCCAUUGAGGUCAUUAUGGAGGAGGCCCGUCGCAUGCUGGAUGGUCUCGACGAUGAUUGCGUUCUCCGCGAGAUAGAGGUGUGCCUGGAGUGGCUGGACGAGGUUCGGAAGAGGUGCAGGCAUCACAUCGUGGAGUCGAACGCUGCUGCUCAAAGCGUCGCCGAGAACCCCCUUCUGGCACUGGCCACGCCCAAGUUGAAGCGUCUCCUGGAGAUCCUGUGGGCCUCCCGCCCGCGGGAACCGCAGCAUGCCGGCAGCGGUGAUGCCGCAGAGCCAAUGUCGCUGUGUGGCAUCAUCUUCGUCAAGGAGCGCAUCGUGGCACGCAUCCUCCGCGACUGGCUGCGCGAGCUGGCGAACAAGGUUCCCAGGUAUUCCUACAUUGUUCCCGAAUUCAUCGUGGGUCAUGGGGCCAACCUCCAGCUUGGUUCCAAGGAAGCGGGGAUGUCUUUUAAGAAGCAGUGCAAGGUGCUGGAGCAGUUUCGCCGUCAGGAGUGCAACCUGCUGGUGGCCACCUCGGUGGUGGAGGAAGGCAUGGACGUUCCAAAGUGCAGCCUGGUGGUGCGCUUCGACUUCCCCGACGACUUCCGGUCCUACGUGCAGUCCAAGGGACGUGCCCGCGCCCAGCGCUCCCUCUACAUCAUGAUGACUGCACGCGACGAGUACAGCAAAGCCUGCAUGAAUCUGCGCAACUACCUCUCCAUCGAGGCGAUAUUGAUGAACAAGUGCCACGAGAGGAAAGCACCGCACAGCUCUGAGGUCGUUCUGAGCUUUGCCGUUGAUGAGCUGCUGCCGCCAUACAUGCCCGUGCGUGAGGAUGGUGCACCCCGCAUCACGCUCACCUCUGCCAUUGGCCUUGUCAACAGAUACUGCAUGGUCCUUCCAUCGGACAUGUUCACGCACCUGAAGCCCACCUAUCAGUUGAGCACCAUAGCAGUGGACGGCAAGGAGCUGUACGUCUGUACCGUCUACCUGCCCAUGACCAGUCCUCUCAAAGAGGCCAUCCAGGGUCGGCCAAUGGAAACAAAGAAGUAUGCGAAGAUGGCCGCUGCCCUCGAGACAUGCAAGCGUCUGCACCAAAUGAAUGAAUUCGACAGCUGCUUGCUGCCUGUGAAGCGUGUGCUCCAGCUUAUGGACGACUCGGACAAUGAAGAAGCGGAUGACGCUGCUCCAGGUGCACCGAAGCCAGGCACAAAGAAGUGCAGAAGAGUGUAUCAGAAGCGGGUGUGUAAGCUGUUUGCCGAGGCGCGAGUCUUGGAAACUGGCCAUUACCGCUUGCACAUCCUGACGACCCAGCUGGUACGUCUGGCGUCCGAUCUCCAGAACUGGCGGAAGGAGAAGCUCGUCGACCCCGAGGAUUGCCCACUGUGGUUCGCCUUGCUUCUCCGUGAGGACAUGCCUUGCCUGCCAUCGUUUCCCAUCUUUACGCGGUCCGGCGACGAGCUGGUGUCGGUUGUGCGGGCAGGCCCGGUGCACCUCUCCUCUGCACAGUGCCUCCAGCUGCAGCUCUUCCACCACGCAAUCUGGCACGACGUACUCCGAAUGAAGGAGAGACCCCUGCUUCAGUUCGACAUGAACACUGCUCCCAACUGUCCGGUCUUAGUGCCGGUGAUAAAAGAUGGCGACAUGUCUAUGAUAGACUGGUCCUUUGUUGACAUGGUCGCCAAUUGGAAUGAAGCGGAGCCUGCAAGCAGGACUGAGUUCCAGUUCCAGCCCAGCCUGUAUGAAGAUGCUGUGGUUGUGCCCCGCUAUGCACCCCUUCAUUACCACCACAGUACAUUCUACGUGAAGAAGAUCCGCACCGACCUCACAGUGGAUAGCAUCGAUGGAAAGGGCAGCUUCCGUGACUAUCUAUCCCUGAUUCACCACCUGGACGUCACCGACUCAACGCAGCCGAUCCUGGAGGUGGUGUUCACUGAAGUCCGACUCAACCUACUGACGCCACGCUACCGGAACCGCAAGGGCGAUGUGUUCAUAAAGAAGACUGCCACGAACCGCCGCGCAGAGCUGCGUGUCCCGGAAUUUUGCGACGUCCACCCCGUCCCGGCUAGUGUCUGGCGCAAGGCGGUGUGCCUUCCCAGCAUUUUGUACCGGUUGAACCAGCUUCUCAUCAUGGAAGAACUGCGCGCAUCAGUCGCCAUAGAGACGGGCGUUGGCCUCGGGACAUAUCAAGGCCCUUGGCCAGACCUGGACUUCCAGAGCGCUGUAUCGGAAAGUGCUUCGAUCAGCUUUUUGCCUCGUCCCGACGGUGGUGAGGUGGAGUUUGGCAAUCUGCUUCGAGGCCACGGUGAAGCGGAGGAGAUACGAAUGCCCCGCCUGUCGCGGUCAUUUGAGUACCAGCCAGAGUUGCGGGGGAACCCGGGCCCGAGCCCUGGCCUCCUUCUGGAAGCAGUGACAUCGGCAAAGGCAGCUGAUGGCUUUGAUCUCGAACGCCUCGAGGUGCUUGGGGACUCAUUCCUCAAGUUUGCGGUGACCAUUGACCUGUUCUGCGGCUCCACGUCAGCGCAGGAGGGGUUGCUGACACAGACGCGUUCCCGCAUCAUUUGCAACCGGAACCUGCACCAGCUUGGCUCCAAGAUACAUGUGGGUUCAAUGGUGGCACAGGAGCAAUUUGAGCCGCACCGAAACUGGUUGCCACCAGGCUACCGUGUCCCUGAAGGUGCCGAGGACAUACUGAUGGACGUCAACUUUGUCUUCUGGGCCAUCCAAGUAGACACAAAGAUUCUGGAGAAGCUGACGUGGGACGAGCUCUACAGCCGCUAUAAGCAAUACAGAACUGAAAAAGAGCAGCCGGGGUAUGUUCCCCCACCCCGCAACACAUCUGGGCCUGUUCCGAUCCGUCAGUCUUCACAACUGUCCGACAAGAGCGUUGCCGAUUCGGUGGAGGCUAUCAUUGGUGCCUACCUUCUCGUUACCGGGCCCAUCGGUGCCCUCAGGGUGAUGAAGUGGAUGGGCCUAAAGCUAAAGCAGUGCAAUCUGGAUGCGCAAGGCGCCAAGGACGAAGGCACAGCGGUGCCAUUCAUGGGAUUCCCAGCACCACGGACGUCAUUGCUGCGCUACACGGACGACCCCGAGGGUCGCCUGGCAAGUCAGAGCAGUCCGUGGCACGGACGUCUCUGCCUUGUGGAACAGACGCUGGGCUACACCUUCCGCGACCGGUCCUACCUGCUGCAAGCCUGCACGCACGCCUCCUUCUACCAAAACCGGCUGACAGACUGCUACCAGCGGCUGGAGUUUCUGGGUGACGCGGUGAUCGACUACCUGGUGACCCGGUACCUGUACGAAGGCCCGCACAAGUUCAACCCGGGCCAGCUCACCGACCUGCGCUCUUCGCUGGUCAACAACACCUUCUUCGCGGCCCUCGUCGUGCGUCAUGGCCUCCAUCGGUGCCUCCUCCACUGCAACCCGGGUCUGUUCAACGCUGUGGCCCGCUUUGUGCAGCACCAAGAACGCUCCAGCGAGGACGAGUUGGGCACCUCGUCUGAGGAUGAGGACGCCAUGGCUGAGAUCCUGGAUCUGAACGCCCAAAGGGACAAGGUCUCGGACAACCCCACUUACUGGAAGGUGCUCCAGCGCUUCUACUACCAUGAGGAGGAGUGCCUGGAGCCCGAAGAGGUCGAGGUGCCCAAGGCCCUGGGCGACCUGUUUGAGAGCCUAAUGGGGGCCGUGUUCCUAGACUGUGGCAUGUCGCUGGACACGGUGUGGCGCAUCCUGUACCGGCUCUUCGGUCGAGAGAUCGAGUCCUUCAGUGAGCGGGUGCCCCUGCCCCCAAUACGCACGCUGCUCGAGAAAUUUCCGGACGCCCGCUUCAGCCCGGCCGAGGUGCUGAAGAACGAAAAGGUCAAGGUGGAGCUAAUCCUGAAGGACAGGACCUUCACGUGCGUCGCCAAGAGCAAGAAGCUUGCCAAGACAGCGCUUGCCAAGAAAUGCCUGCGAAUGAUGAAGACCUGUGGAUCUGGCUAGGGGGCAGCACUUGUCAACAAUUUGCAACUGUAGCAAGCACGCUGGGCCACACGUGGGCCACAGCGCGCUUGGCUGGAGGUUUUGCUUGGCCACAUGUCGAACACCCAGUGGCUCUCACUAAUGGUCAAGAGUUAAAAGUGAAGAGAAGAAUUGCAUUCAUUAUACAGAGUUCUUAUUGCAGAACAUUCAAGCAGGAAGGAGCACGACUACGCGCCCUUGAGUUCAACUCUGACCACCAACAGCAUAGUCUGUAAGCUUUCGCGAAAAAGCUUACAAUUUCUUUAAACAUGAGCUGUGAUCUCUCAUUGAAAAACCAUGCUCAUUAUGAGCCACUUCACAUUGUGCAGCUCCUCUAUAUAGUCCUGAUUUUAGUAUUGUAACGAGAUACGUCGGUGGUAAGGGGCACACAGUGACUGUAUUUCUCCAUUUGUGCGACAGGUUGCGCAGUGAUAUUGGAUUUAUUGCUACACCCUGCAUACAGGGAUUACUGCAUAAGGUUCCUAUGGUAGAAACUGUCAGCAACCAAGCCUACUGUUAACUUCUACAUUGUGUGCGCCUGCGUUAAUCAAUUACACUUUUUUUUAUCAUGUCUUGUGGCUCUUCUCUAGUAGGCGUAUACUAGUACCUUGCAGUAAAUACUAUUUGGAGGAAAAUUUGCUGCCGUCGUCCACACAAGUUUCCCCGAGGGCACCGUGACACCCUGCAAAUGCUGUGAUUUGGAUGGUUCAGCCUGUCUUGGAUUGUGGCUUGGUCUAAUACAUGGGCAUUUGGCUCUGGAGAUGAAGUUUUUCCAAAACUAUGUCUUUAUAAAAUGUCUUAGUCCACCCGCAAUACUCGCGCUUAUUACUGCGAGCAAAUGAAGAAAACAAACAAAUGGCUGAUACCAGCGCUUAUUGACUCCAGAUUUUCCUGUUUCCUCCUUCAAAUUUAGCAGCCCACUGGUCGUACCGUUCACAUUUUAUAUAACUACAUUGUAUCAUAAGCACUUAUGCUUUAAUAAAAUAUUCUUAUAUGUAUAUAUAACAGUGAUUGAACAAGGGAUGUCAGAGCCAAUUUUUCGACAAGGGGGCUUGUCUUCAUCAACAAGUACCCUUGUCAGAACGUUGGCUUCGGAGACAUCGUUUGUUCAUUCAUUGUUCAUUUUAUUAAUUUAUUGAUACUGUCAGUCCUAUGUUAGGCUAUUACAGGCAAUUUCUUCACUCACUGUUAAUAACUUAAGUCUCUUUCUUCCCAUGUACCUCUGUUUUGUUUGAAAUUCCUGUAACAUCUUGCAACUUCUUGUAAUAACAAAGUCAUUUGUUCUUUAUAAGCUUAUGUUCUUUGCCCACUGAUUUUGGCAGGAAAUAUUUUAGACUGACUUCAUUAUAUUCAAUAAAUCGUUAUACAGUCAAACCCGGAUAUAACGAAUUAUUGUGUGUAACGAACAGUUGUAAAAUCUUUGAAAAUUUCUGUAUAAAAUUUUAACGUUAUAUAUCGACUUAUCAAUGUAUCAAACUAUUUUGCGAUUCCCUUCGAGUUCGAUAUAUCCAGCUUUGACUUCAUAUUUGUUAUGGCAAGUUUCAGCUGUGGUGACAUAACAAAAAUAGUCUUACAAGCAGUUCUAGUACUAAUUAAACUCAGUGGCCGUGGCGCUGCUGAGCACGUGGGUUCAAUACCCGGCCAUGGUGGCUGCAUUCUGAUGGGGAUGGAAUGCAAGAUGCUCGUGUACAUAGAUUUAGGUGCAAGAACCCCGGGUGAUCAGAUUCAAUUUGGAGCCCCCUUCACUAUGGUGUCCCUCACAACCCGAUGUGCCAUUUUGGCUAGCUUAAACUCCCAAAUUUAGUUUUUAUCUAAGCUGUGACAGGCGGAAGGUCGGCUGCCAAAAGCACCUUUGGGGUGUCGUAGCACCCCAGCAAAGCAGUGUCAUUUUCCCCGAAAGAUAAUUGUAAGAAACUCUACAGUGGAAUGGUGUUUUGGAUAUGUUCUGCCAUAUUGUCAAAUUCACCAUCUUGUCACCUCUGAUUGAUUCGAAAUGUCAGCACGGCGGUAGAUGACAGUUUCCAAAUUAUAGGAUCUGUCGCAGCUUACAGAUCGUGCAUUUGAAAGCCGACGGCCAUUGGGCCUCAUAGCGACCCAAAUGGAGCUGCGGUCAAGUAUAGUAAACUAAACUUGUUUGCCAGAUAGCAAAUGAAAAUAGAUGAUAUUAUGAUCGUGGAAGUCAAGAAUCUGCUUUCAGUGACUGACAUGACUAAAUAAAGCCAGUUGGGGCUCAUUGGCCAAAUGCGGUCAUGAAAGCCAGGCAGCUGUAUCAUUGCCAGUUUGUAGCAGCAUGUUAAUUCGUGUGGAGGCACGGAACGAAGAACAUUUAAGGCUAAUUUUUUUUAAACUUCCCCGAAUGCUGCAGGCAUCUCGGAACCCAUUACAUGCUCUUAUUAGUGCCAAAAAAAAAAAAAAAUAAGGGCUCUACCAUUCACAACAAUUGCUAUGGCAACCAGACAAGUCACCAGAAGUUGCUAUUUUGCACCACCAGAUGUCACCUUGCAUGCUCUUUCCCUUUUCCACAGCUUUCUUGUGGCAUUAGAGCCGGAUCUCCACACAAGGGCCAAAUCAUUGUUUUCGUCUGCAGGUCUUUCACCACAUGACCCUGCGUUUCUGGUUUUAUGAGGGCCACGUGGACUAGAAAUGCCAACUGCCUUUCUUCUUUAGCGGUGAACCAUGGGGUUUUUAAGAGAUUGAAGGCCCUCAGUCUGGCAACAUUCUUUUUUUCCCCCCCGUUUUACAGCUAAGAUAUAUAUUUUUAUUGAGCAAUACUGUAAGCCUUCACAGGCUCGUACAAGUCAUAUGGCUCGGACCCUGGGAUUUCUUUUUCUUCGCCGACAGAAAACUAUUCCAUGAAUUGAAGCGAAUGGCAACGCAAUGACAACGCAAACAGCAACAUGUAUUGCUCAAUUGUUCAAGGCUAUGUCACGUUGAUCUAUUGGAUCAGGUGACGGCACAGCCUUGUUGGCCAACCAUUUUCACAGCGUGGAUUGGAGCCCUUUUAUUUAUUUAUUUUAUUGUAUUUUUCUAGCAUUUCAGCAGCCGGAUGAUUGGCUCAAAGCAACUGCACAAAGUUUUUAUAUUUUUUUUUCGGUUCAUCAAUUCCACAUGCUUUCAGAUUGGUGUCACUCGGUGGAUGCGUUGAGAGUACUAAGCCAUCAUUUCGCUCAGUCUGCUGUUAUUGGCCCAUCAUGUGGAUGCCAAUUGCAUUCACACGACACAGUACCUUCGAAUCACAUGACCGAUCUGCCUGAAUUCUGUCGCGUGGGUCCAGCAUACCCAAACUUCAUGUGACACCAGUCUUAGUGUCUUUAUCUCUCUUCUUCGUGUAACAUUGUGCAGCCAUCCAGAUGAACUAGUGCCAAUGAGGGCGCGUACACAUUGCGAAGCUCACACUAGGCAGGCUUAGGCAAAGAGCCACUCUUUGCAAUAUGGGUCUGCAACAGGUUUGAAAUAUUGUUAACAUAAGGCGUUCAUUAUAAUUUCUCCAGUGCCCUUGUGAUACCGAUGUCUUGUUGCUAUAGUUGCAGAAAACUCAAGAAAAGCAGUACCAUUUAUCUAUGCUUCCAAUAAAUUUUAGAGUGGCAGCUUACUGGUUAUAAGCUUUCUUUGAAGUCUACAACCACCAAUUAAUCAUUUUUAUUAAGAAAUAGUGUUUGUUAUGGCAUGUUACUCUUGCCAUUGAUGCUGUCUGAAAGCAUGCGCUCUGAACACUGAUGUUCACAGAACUAUUAGUUUGUUGUUUUUUUUUCCUACUAUAACCAAGAGACAGGGUGUGUCAGCAUAUCUUUGCUGGUUGGUAUAAUUAUUCCAUAUUGCACGGAUGUCUGGGCUUUUAUUUAUAUGUUUGUGUGAUUUCUCAUGUCUGUCGAGAUUAUUUAUUUUGCAGUAGUGUUUUGUUGAGUAUUGUUUAUUUUUGUGCAAACACAGAAUGGUAUGUUGAACCCCUCCCCCCCCUCCCCCUGGUCAGGAGCUUGCCCGUUAACAAGUUUCCUUCACCACAACCUGCUUGGGACGGUCUGGCUCCAAAAGUUAAAACUCUUGGAGUAACGUUUAUUUUCAGUUAAGGAGCGCUAAGCAAUUUCAAUAGCCCUAGGGAUGGAAAAAUAUAGAACUCUACAAUGUGUACCUCAUGUGCACAUUAUGGUGUAAUGACAAAGCCAUGUGCCCUUGAAAUGGAAUAUCAACGUAAUAGCAAACAUGCAGGGAGGGGGCUUUCCUUUCUCACUGGUCUAGCCAGUCGGUACACUUUGAGAAAAUCAACACCCCGAGGUGAUUGUUCCCUGAGCAACCGCAAAAAGAACUUAAGAUGUGUUAGUCUAUAACGCUAACCUGUAUGACCCACAAGCCCCUUUGGUAACUUGUGUAUACUAAUGCACUGGUGUGCAUCUGAGCAGAUUCAAGUUCAUUUGAACUUGCUUGUAGAUACUUUGCUAGGGUAUGCUCACGGUAUUUUUAAUUGUGAUCCCAAAAUGCUCUAGAAGAGAAAAAAAAAAAAUCAAUUAUUGGUGCUUGAAUGUUCAAAAGUUGCACUCUUAACCAAGUCCUGUACUUAGGGUCCCUCAUAGCCGACAGUGCAUAUUUCUGGCAUUAAAUUUCCAGUGGUUCAAACUCGCAGCGCUUAAUUACAAAUUUGCAAACAUUGUGGUUAUGCUCACGGCCUGUGUUUUGAAGAAGUUGAGUUUUUUGGUGUGUAACUCCUGGUUGCAAUCCAAACAAUGUUUUCUUGGAGCUACUGUAUACUUGUUAAAACAUGCCACGUAGAUGUGAAAUAACAAUAGAUUUAGAGGAGCUAUGGCUAACAGGCAUAGCAGAUCGACGCAACGGCCACUAACAUUACCAUUAUUUACAAAUGGCAAUAUGGUGGCAUUAAUCAUCAUUAUGAUAUGUUCAUUAUGGUCCAUCGGUUUUGUUUUAAAGAUAAGUACAAGAGAUGAAGAGUGCUGGUGUGUUGCAGUUGCACACCUAGAUAUGAAAUACUUGUGCAAUAAAUAAGGAACUGUCGCAAUUGAAAAGUGCUGUUACUGUGUUUACGUCUUGUUAGACCUUUGUGGCUUCCAAUGUUCACUAUGUCGUCCAUUUCUUGUACAGAGCUGAGAUGAAGCAAUAUUUUGUACUGCCUCUGUGCCUAUAAAUUAUAUCUUUGA
Messenger RNA from Dermacentor andersoni, 10197 nucleotides. RefSeq names its product endoribonuclease Dicer-like. Lineage: Eukaryota; Metazoa; Arthropoda; Arachnida; Ixodida; Ixodidae. The record is from RefSeq and is a predicted model, not a curated record. Gene Ontology annotation, molecular function: protein binding; deoxyribonuclease I activity; ribonuclease III activity. Gene Ontology annotation, biological process: pre-miRNA processing; siRNA processing; apoptotic DNA fragmentation. Gene Ontology annotation, cellular component: RISC-loading complex; nucleus; cytoplasm.